AUGGCUCCGACGGCAUGUUUCAACUGCAAGGAGGCGCGGGCUGUCAUCAUCCGCCCAAAGAACCGCCAUAAACUUUGCCGCGCCUGUUUCCUCGAGGUCUUCGAGACCGAAGUCCAUGAGACUGUAACCAACGCAAAGCUAUUCUAUCCCGGCGAACGAGUCGCGAUCGGCGCCAGUGGCGGCAAAGACAGCACUGUCCUGGCAGCAGUCAUGAAAACACUGAAUGAACGAUAUGGAUACGGUCUAGACCUCUGCCUUCUCUCCAUCGAUGAGGGCAUCAAGGGCUACCGCGACGACAGCCUGGAGACGGUGAAACGCAACGCCGUCCAGUACGACAUGCCUCUCGAGAUCUUGGGAUACGGCGAGUUAUAUGGAUGGACAAUGGACCAGGUAGUGGAGCAGAUUGGGAAGAAGGGCAACUGCACGUACUGCGGCGUGUUCCGACGCCAGGCACUUGACCGGGGCGCUGCGCGCUUGGGCAUCAAUCACGUUGUGACAGGGCAUAACGCCGACGAUGUCGCCGAGACAGUCAUGAUGAACCUGCUGCGUGGCGAUCUGCCUCGCUUGUCUCGCGGAACCAGCAUCGUAACCUCUUCUGGCGCGUCCGAGAUGAAGCGCAGUAAGCCGCUCAAGUACGCCUACGAGAAGGAGAUCGUCCUGUACGCCCACCACCGACAGCUCGACUACUUCAGCACCGAGUGCAUUUAUUCUCCCGAGGCAUUUCGUGGUAGCGCACGUACCCUGAUCAAAGAUCUCGAGAAAAUCCGCCCAAGCUCGAUUCUCGAUAUUGUCAAAAGUGGCGAGGACAUGGCCGCGCUCGUACCGAGAGAAGCUCCCGACAAUGACAAGAAAUCAGGGCCCUCUGCCACGGCCGAUGAAGAGAUUAGCGGCUGUGGAAGUUCGAACGGCCGCACCAGCGGUGGUGAAAUGGCGGCGAUGGAGAAGGAAAUCGGGGAUAAUGAAGCGGCUGCGUCCCGCGAGACGGAGAUUCGCUUCCCCAAGUCUCAGCAGUCAGCCAUUUCCAGCCAGAAGACAGUCAAGAAACAGACAUUAAGACACUGCGAACGCUGCGGCUAUAUUUCUAGUCAGGCGAUCUGCAAGGCAUGUAUGCUACUGGAGGGACUUAAUCGCAACCGCCCCAAGACCGCGAUUGAACUCAGCGUCGGAAUGGAGGAUGAGGAGAGUAGCUCGACGCUGAUGAGGCAAAUGGAGCGGACUCAGCUGACCAACAGUUGA
Molecule: messenger RNA, 1236 nt
Organism: Penicillium macrosclerotiorum
Lineage: Eukaryota; Fungi; Ascomycota; Eurotiomycetes; Eurotiales; Aspergillaceae
Product: putative PP-loop ATPase superfamily protein
Exons: 1
Coding region: 1-1236 (411 amino acids)
Biological process (GO): tRNA wobble position uridine thiolation
Cellular component (GO): cytosolic tRNA wobble base thiouridylase complex; mitochondrion
Molecular function (GO): tRNA binding
Source: RefSeq, a predicted model, not a curated record